Messenger RNA from Symbiodinium sp. CCMP2456, 1137 nucleotides. The record is from the annotation of a GenBank genome assembly. NCBI's taxonomy places the organism in Eukaryota, Dinophyceae, Suessiales, Symbiodiniaceae.
AUGGCUGGGCAAAGGCCGCCCGUUGAGAGACGCCUGGCCGAGAAGGUGGAUUGCCUGCUGGUGAAUGUCGAGGAGGCCGUUCUCGAACAUCAGGCCGCGCGCCUGCGGCGCUGGUCCGAGAGCCAGCGCUCGGUCCUGGAGCGAGCCCUCCAGGUGGAGCAGGCCGCCGCCACGAAGAGCGAGUCCCUCGCCUCCACGGUCAUGGAGCACCUACACACGCAGGUCUCCGAUCAGCAGGAGGAGCGGCGCUGUUCGACGACCGCUGCAAGGAAAGCCAAGGAGGACUGUGACGAGGCUUUUUGCCGAGAGCUUCGCGGCUUUGCAGCAGGCCGCGAGAAGCUGGGACAGCGCCUGGCGCGACAGCAGCUGGCCCGCUUGGGCGCCGCCUUCGACCAAGCCAUGGCCUCCAAGUGGCAGCAUCUGGAGGAGCAACUCCAAAGGAACCUUUGGCGUCAUCAUGUUGAGGCACACCGCAGUUCCGGUCGUGUUGGCGGUGCUCGCGUGGAAGAUCUACAACAGAUUUGGGAGACUGGCGAAUUGGAAGGCCAUCUUUCUACGGAGAAACAGGGCUGGAUGCGCUCGCAGCGAGCGGACCUGGAUCACUUGCAGGUUGAAGCAGACACGGAGCUCAAAGAAGCUCUGAAGGAUCUUGAACAGGCAAUUCAGGCCUCUGCUCCUUCCAGAUUGUUGGGAGCCCCAGGCGGAGAGGACCCGGAACCUUUGCAGCAACUUCGUUCCGUGGCCGAGGCAGCUCGUCAAAAGCUGGAAGGCCUGGCGGGCGAGCUCCGUUCUCGCUACAUGCCGAAGCUCGAGGAAGCAUGGAAGGCUUGCGAAGCCGACUACAGUCGGCUUGACCGCGAGGUGCGAGAUUUCCACCUCGAGUCCUUGCAGCGGCGGUUCAAGGACAUGGAAACCUUACGGGAGCUGAAGCUGCAACUCUGCCGUUGGCGUCUGGAGUAUCAGGACGCUUAUCACAAAGGCUGUGACGACGAAGAGGGAGUCGCUGAAGAUGCUCGGCGGCUGCAGCAGCGCUUCGACGUUGCCAGGAGACUGGUUCGACAGCUCUGGAGGAUGUCGGAGCUCCCCGCUUCGGAGGCUCACCAGCUCCUUCGGCAGACCGUCAAGGAACGGGGCUGA